UCUGUCCCCAUGACUCAGCUGUAUUGUCCCACCUUCCAUCCUACAACUAGCUUUUUUCUUUUUUUAAAACUGGAGUUAUCCACCAAUGCUGCAGUUUAUUUUAUCAAACUAUUAUACACAUCAUCUCUAUUGUUCCUUUACCAGUCCGUCACUCAGAUUUGAAAUAUUUUACAUGCUUGAACUUAACCAUAGAGACUUUGCUGUGUUUGAGGUUACUGGUGAGAUAGUCACACGUUCACCUUUCAGCUCUGUGCUCAUUUGAAGAGAGGCCCCUUCUCCCUGUCUGCAUGGUUCAUGUUAUCAGUGCCAGGGAAUGAGCCUGUGUUUAAUGACUGAGCCCUUAUCUGGGUGAAGGAGACUUAGCGGCUAAUUGCUGUGAUUGCUGAGAUCCCCCAGGCGAGAACGACUGCAGCUCUGAGGUGGUUUGGGGGCUGUGGCUGGCAAGCAUCACGUGCUUUACCAUGGGCUCUAGGGAGCUGCAUUGUCCUUGGGAAGAGGCCAGAGGAAAAGAAGUGAGAAAAGGAGAGGAUGGUUGUUGUACUGCAGCAGAGUCAGCAUGCAAAGAGAACAUGCAGGAUAGGUCAGACUCCUCAAGAUUUCUGUGGCCAGUGGCGGUGGCAGCAUUCCAACCCUGGCAGCUACUACAAACAAAGUAAAACACACCCGUUAACAAUCACAGCCUGCUGCCCCCAAAGUGGCUCAUCCUCCAGGAUAUCCAGUCUUCACCCUCCUAGCUUAUUUAGCUAUGCGUCUACUGCCAUCAUUCUCUCCUGCCUACAGUGUCAAUCUGAUUAGUGGCCUUCUGGGGGCUGCAGCUUGUGGCUUCCUGUGCAUGACUGUCUGCAGAUUGACAGGUCCUGGUCCUGGUGCAGUCCUGGCUGGAGGUUUGUUUGCUGUAUCCAGGCUCAGCUGGCAGUGGUCCAUGGUGGCAGAGGUCUUCACACUCAACAACCUAUUUAUUGGCCUUAUCUUUUUCUUGACUGCCAGCUUCCACUGUGCUGAAAACUCCAACCAGAGGAGGAAGAUUGCACGUUGGGGGGCGUUUUGUUGUGGCUUAGGGCUCUGUAACCAGCACACCCUGGUGCUAUAUGUGCUGGUUGUCAUUCCCUGGGUCCUCAAUCGACUGUAUUCUCUAAAGGAGUUGUCUUUGUAUAACCUGCUCCUUCUGGGACUGUGCUUCAUUGCUGGCUUUUUACCGUACAUCUACCUGCCCAUCUCAUCCUACCUCAACGUUGCCCGCUGGACAUGGGGGGACCAGACUACCCUGUCAGGUCUGCUGACCCACCUACUGAGGGCUGAAUAUGGCACAUUCAGUCUAGCAAAGACGGAGAGCUCUGUGGGCAUGACCAAAAUGCUACAGGCCCAGUUUGACCACUGUCUGGCAGAACUUUCACUUCCUGUUUUGUUACUGGCAGGGAUAGGCUUUCUCCUCUCCUCGUGGGACAGGAUGUAUCGCUCUGUGUCCUGGCUGCUGACUGCAAUGAUGUUAUUCUAUUUGCUGUUUUUUGCAUGGAGAGCCAAUCUGGACAUUAGCAGACCUUUACUGCUUGGAGUGGUUGAGCGCUUUUGGCUGCAGAGUGAUGCUGCAGUGUGUGUGCUGGCUGGCCUCGGCUUGAGCCUGACUUGCACUGUGCUGGAGAGGAGGCUGGGAUAUGGGGGGGUUUGGAAGACCACAGGCUGGGUCUACACUGUAGUUCUGCUUGCACAUAUGGUGCACACCAAUUACAGGGAGUGUGAUCAGAGCAGUAACAGUGUGGUGGAGAAGUUCGGCAGGGAGCUUCUGGCCUCUUUCCCAGAGGACUCAGUCAUCCUGACCAGAGGAGACCUGCCAGGAAAUUCUCUGCGUUACCUCCACUACUGCCAGGGCGUGCGGCCUGAUGUCCGGCUAGUCGACCAGGAGAUGAUGACUUACUCUUGGUAUGUGGCCAAGGUGGCACUGCACCUCCCUGGCGUCCGCUUUCCUGGCCGCUGGUGGGACCCGGUGCACCGUGAGCAGAAAGACACCUUCAGCCUGGAGCAGUUUCUGUCCCUUAACAAACAGAGGGAUGUGAUAGCCUGCAUAGGGCUGUCUGAUGGAGACCCAAGCUGGGAGCGUAGUUUUACUCGUUGGCCCUUGGGUGUGUGUGACUACUUCGUGCCUGUUCAGAGGCAGUUUCACCCUGAAAAGUGGGCUAAGCGCACUCGAAACAUCUACAACUGGAGUGAGCCUCACAACAGUUUCCAUCCUGCAUCCUGGGAGCGUGUCGCUAACGAAGAGAUGUGGCAAGCCAGGAUGAAGACGGCUUUCUUUUUGUUUGACCUGGCAGAAAGGAUGCAGGGAGACGGGAAAGCGCGCCUCUUCGAGCUGUCUUACACUCUGUAUAAAGAGAUUGUGGGGGCCCACUCAGACUACCCUUCAAACUGGGACAAGAACCUGGCACUUGCAUGUGAAAGGCUGCUCCGCUCAAGUCACCGGGGCUACAGUCCAGAUCACCUGCUGACUUGCAGCACACAGCAUUUUAGUCUCUACUUGGAGAAGGAACCCACUGAUCCACAGGCACCAGCCAUACGCUCAGCCAUUACUCACCUGCUCAAAGAGAGAGACAGGCUGCAUCAGAGCCGGAAGCAAACCCCUUGAUAAGAUCCAGAAAGAUCCACAUAGAGCUGGUACAGUGAGUGUGUUACAAGACCAAACAAACUACAGUAGCCUGGGAAUCAAAUCUGAGGCGAUGUGCCUUUUCUAAACGUUGUAAAUUGGUUCUCCAGAUGGAAACAGACUGGUUUAGUGCUGUUUAGAUCUGAGCUACAACACUCGAAUGUACUUCUUUUGAUAAAUGUUUACAGUUGACCAACAGAAGGACAUGGUAUGACUUCAAGAAGCCUUUUCUGACCUCAAUCAAGCUCUGCCUGCUCCCCUUAAACUCACCCAUUCAGUUUAUCUUUACAUCUUCUUUUUUUUUACUCCCAUUCUUUUUUCAGAGCUUUUAACGUUCUGAUUAUUUUGCCUCAGCCUCUGCUCUAGUUCUCUUUUUCUCACAUUAGGAUGGCAAGGCCGAGAUUGAGGGAAACCCAAUUUGGGGGCAGAAAUGGGGGAUUAAAGCGGCUGUUUAAUCUAGGACAGACUUGCACAUUGCCACGCAGUCCUCACACACCCACCCCUCUAUCCCUCCAUCAGUCUAUCUUGGAUGGUCCUUUAAAUGUUUAAAACUAAUGGAUUCGAUGAGUGUUUUUUUCCCUCUCUUCCUUUCUAACAGGAGGGCUUUAAUCCCUCAUGGAUUUAAAUGAAAUGUGAAAUGUCACAAUGCCAGGAACCCUUUUAGAGGUGUGUUUCUCCGUGCGUGUGUGUUGAUUUUUGUUUGUGUGCACAUGCUUAAAUCUCCACUCAAGCUUUUUCUCUCUUCCAGAGCCACACAUAAACAUAUUCGAUAAACAGAUUGGCACAAUGAAAAGCAAAAUGUUUUGAUCAUUAGAGAAUCACAGAUUCAUGCAAGCACGUACACAUUACAUCAUCAGGUCCCAACUUUCAGGAAAAUGGACUUUUAGCCUUGUGACCAUUGUGGAGAAAGGGUGGAAAACGGACCAAAGGAAGCUUCUUCUACAUCCUAAUGUUUUUCUGACUUUGACUCAUCCUCAGGAUCUGACACCUCAGUCACAGACUACUUUUUUCUUUUUUUUUAAAUAAAUUUUGCUGUUAAUAAGCUGUGUGCCAUUAAAUGUGUCAAGCAGAGGUCGGCAUAUUUCCAUUUGUGUUAUGAAACACUGCUGAAGACGCCUGCUUUUUGAGAUAUGACUCAGAAGCGAAGGACAGUAAGUGCGUGUGUAGUAAUCUGUCCUCUACGUUCGCAGGCCUGGAUAGUGGCUGUCAGCUGGCUGGAUGAUGGGUUCAGUCCUGCUAUAGUGCAGAUGGUUUGAUGUCAUAUAAAAAGUAUAAAUUGUCACUCAGUCAUCUACAGAUUUAAAAUAUUUUAAUAAAGAUUCUUUUUUUCUAA
Molecule: messenger RNA, 3968 nt
Organism: Melanotaenia boesemani (Boeseman's rainbowfish)
Lineage: Eukaryota; Metazoa; Chordata; Actinopteri; Atheriniformes; Melanotaeniidae
Gene: tmem260
Product: transmembrane protein 260
Exons: 15
Coding region: 746-2617 (623 amino acids)
Source: RefSeq, a predicted model, not a curated record